Molecule: messenger RNA, 1518 nt
Organism: Mauremys mutica (yellowpond turtle)
Lineage: Eukaryota; Metazoa; Chordata; Testudines; Geoemydidae
Product: forkhead box protein I3-like
Exons: 2
Coding region: 1-648 (215 amino acids)
Biological process (GO): regulation of transcription by RNA polymerase II; cell differentiation; anatomical structure morphogenesis
Molecular function (GO): RNA polymerase II cis-regulatory region sequence-specific DNA binding; DNA-binding transcription factor activity, RNA polymerase II-specific
Source: RefSeq, a predicted model, not a curated record
AUGGUAGCUGGGUCGCAGAUCAAGACUGAUGAAGCUGCUACAGACUUGGCUAGCAGAGGGAAGGGGAACUACUGGACCUUAGACCCAAACUGUGAGAAGAUGUUUGACAAUGGGAAUUUCCGGCGCAAGCGCAAACGGCGCUCUGAGCCUAACACCCCCACUGUGGUGUCCUCCGGGGGGGGCCUGAAGGCUGAGGAAGGGCCUCCCAUCCCGGCUGCUGCAGGCAAGCCCUGUGGAAACAGCCCCUCCCCAGAGCUGGAACUAUCACCUGCCAGGGACCAUCCCAAAAGCUCCUCUUCUCCGGGCAUCAUCUCAGCCACCCCGGGCUGCCUGAGCACCUUCUUCAGUAGCAUGAGCUCACUGAGCAGCGGAGGGAGCCGCCUGGCAGGAGGCUUCAGCAGGGAGCUGCACCAUCGGAACUUCCCCACUGGGCAGAUGAGUGGUGGCACCUUCACUGCCUCCUCCAGCAGCUCCUCCCAGGAAGGGCACCCACCAGACCAGCUGCAGCGAGUUCCAGGGCCCACUGCUGCCUAUUACAACUCCUUCCACCCCAGCAGCAGCAGCAGCAGCCAGGGCGCCCAGUACAACCAUUACUACAACUUCACAGUAAACAGCCUCAUCUACGCCCGGGAUGGCACCGAGGUGUAGGGCCUGGAUUGCAACUCGACGGAACGAGAAAGGCUGGUUCAUUCAGCAACGAGGAAGACCCCAGGCUUUUGCAAACUGCGUUUGAAGCAGGACACUUGCAGUAUGUUUUCCCAGGAAGAAAAACUUACAAUCUAUUAAAUAUAUACGUACACACACACACAAUGUGGAGUAUUUCCCUACUCGUCCCUGCAAAAUCACUGAUCCACACAGGAUGCCUGUUUGCCACGAAAUUCUGCAAAUGAGAACCAGAACUGGAUUAGUGACUUCAGAGGGUUUUAAUCUUGAAUGUAGAGUUAAAAAAAUAACUACAAAGAGAAAGCAGCAAGGACCAAAUAUAGAGACAUAGCAGGGGAGUAUUGCCUGUUGGUCAUUUAUUUGUGAACCUCUGUUUACAAGUGCUUUGGUCUUGGAAGAGAAAAAAAAUGAAGAGAUUUCUAAUGAAGUGCCUUCUAAAAAUCCCUAUGUCCGUGAUUGCCUGUUUAGGUAAUUGCUUUAGGCCUCGAUCCUGCAGUGUACAAUGCCUGGGUAGAUUCUUUGCCCACACAGAACCCCUUUAGAUACAGAGUGGCUCCAUGCGGGUUCGCCAGGCUGCCUGUGCUUUGUAUAUUGAAGAAUCAGAGCCUUAAUUUUGUAAAAGAAUCAUUUUACUUAAGCUUAGUACCAAAGACACACAAUCUAGCCAUACAGCUUUUAGCAAGAGAAUAAACACAGUGAAUAUUUUUAUACAUAUUUGUAUGUAAUGUACUACUCUGUACAUACGUUUCUAUGGGAUUUUAUAUUUGUAAAUUAUGCUCUGGAGUUGUUCUUAUUUAUAAUGUGUUUGACAUUUGGGAAAGUUUAUUUUGCCCUUCCUUUCCCUCACCCCCAUUC